This is a messenger RNA of Dermacentor albipictus, 4138 nucleotides long. The record is from RefSeq and is a predicted model, not a curated record. NCBI's taxonomy places the organism in Eukaryota, Metazoa, Arthropoda, Arachnida, Ixodida, Ixodidae.
AUGCCGCUCGGGUGUUUCCCAGCACCGCCCCCUUUCUUGCCUGCACCCGGUGACCCGGCUGUACCUUGGCAGCAGUGGAAACGCGUGGCCAUUGGCGGCGAUGAACUGCAGCCGAAGCGUCGCAAGGCAAUUCUGCUCAACUCGCUCGGGGUUGAAGGCCAGCGAAUAUUCUACAGCAUCCUUGCACAAGGAGCAGACGUGACCGCGGACGCCAAGGCCGAGGACAAGGUGGACCAGUUCAAGGACGCGCUUGCUACACUGGAUACGCAUUUCGCAAGCGCUACGAAUGAUUUGGUGGAGCGGCGCCGGUUUCGCCAAAGAAGACAACUGCCUGGUGAGACCUUUCAAGCAUUUACAAACAGUCUUCGGGACCUUGCGUCUACUUGCAAUUUUGGCAGUGCUACCGAUAGCAUGAUUCGAGACCAAUUACUGGAAGGCACUUCGUCACGAACAACCCGUGAACGCAUGCUUUAUGAAGGGUCUUCGCUUACACUGCAGCGUGCUGUUGACAUCGGGAAGCAAAUUGAGCAAACGCAACAAGAGCUCGGGGAAUUCGCGCAUAGCACUGUGAACAAGAUUCAAGAUGUGCGAAAAAGGUCAGACUCUGAGCAAGGAAGUUGCUACAGGUGCGGCUCGUCAUCGCAUAUGGCUAACUCGACUGCAUGUCCGGCGAGGAACAAGCGUUGCCACUCUUGUGGAAAAAUUGGUCACUUUUCAAGCAUGUGCAAAUCGAAGAAAAAGAAAUAUGCCGUUCGAAAGCCCGAGAAAGCCAACGCCGUCACGGUACUUCAGAUCGGUGACCGUAAUGCGUCGGCGAAAGAUAUUCGAGCCAACAUUUCUAUCGGGAAGAUAAGAUUGUCGUUGAUUGUCGACACGGGCGCUACGGUUUCAUUGCUCAGUGAAGAGCACUACCACAAAUAUCUAGCCAACACCUACUCAUUGCGACCGCCGACUGCCAAUUUGUGUAACUAUUCCGGAGAACAAAUCAAGUUAAGCGGUUGCUUUCUUGCUGACGUAUCUUACAAGGGAAACAGAGCCAGUGUGCUCUUUCAUGUCACAACCAAGGGCACUUCGCUGCUGGGGCUUGAUGCCGUUCGGAGCCUGGGAAUCACUAUCAACGGCUCAACCUUGAAUUGCUGCCAGGUGACAUGCCCUGAUUCACUGCCUUCAGAAUUCACGCAAGAGUUUGCGCACUUGUUCACGGAACAGUUAGGGCAUGUGAAAGGCUUUGUUCACCAUGUUAAAUGCCGUUCAUCUGUGAAACCAGUCGUCGCGAAGCUCCGACGCCUGCCACUCACGCUACGGCAACAGGUAUCGGUAGAGAUACGACUGCUGGCCGAAGAUAUAAUUGAACCUGUCGACGCAUCGGAGUGGAUUUCACCGAUCGUCGUCGUUAGGAAGAAGGACGGUUCAAUUAGGUUGUGUGUGGACCUACGUGAAGUGAACAAGGCAGUAAUUGCCGAUGCUUUUCCUCUUCCGCAUACAGAGGAACUACUUCAUGAACUAGCUGGAGGAACGUGCUUCUCAAAGCUCGACUUAGCGUCGGCAUACCACCAGCUAGAACUGACUCCGGAAAGUCGGGGACUAACCACCUUUAUCACACACGAAGGAUUGUUUCGUUUUAAGAGAGUGUGUUUUGGCCUUGCAUCUGCCCCUUCAGCCUUUCAGAGAAUGAUGCAGCAUAUUUUGAAAAAUUGCAAAGGCGUACUUUGUUACAUUGAUGAUGUGAUUGUGUGGGGCAAGACACGUGAGGAGCACCACAAGAAUCUACACCAGGUGCUAAAACGCAUCAGUGAUUCAGGUUUAAAGCUCAACCAGAAAUGCACAUUUGCUGUUUCAGAACUAUCCUUUUUAGGGCAUACGGUGAGCUCAAAAGGGCUUACACCAUUGCAGUCUAAGGUUGACGCUAUUGUCAAAGUGCCUGCUCCUCACGAUGUUGCCACUUUGAGGUCAUUUUUGGGUCUCGCUGGUUACUAUGCUCGGUUUGUGCCGCGAUUUGCUGAUCUUGUCGAGCCACUUAGAAGGCUCCUGCGGUCUGGUCAACAGUUCACGUGGGAUGAUGAGGCUGAGCGUAGCUUCCAGCUUGUUAAGACAGCUUUGUCUUCAAGCCCAGUCAUACAAAUGUUUAACCCAGACCUUGAUGUAAUUGUUACGACAGAUGCUUCUGAUAAGGGACUGGGAGCCGUUCUUCAGCAACGCGAUGGUGACAGCGUACGCACGGUGGCCUUCGCAUCGCGUGCCCUGACUCCUGCUGAGCGGAAGUACUCCGCUGGGGAACGUGAGGCCCUUGCUUGUCUCUUCGCGUGCGAGCGCUGGCACGUCUACUUGUGGGGUAGAAAAUUUUUGUUGCGUACGGACCAUCAGGCACUAGUGACGUUACUUUCAGCUGCCGGUACAGGACGCCGACCUUUGCGUAUAUCCAGAUGGUCAGCUCGACUUUUGUAUUAUAACUUCGACAUAGAGUACCAUAAGGGAUCGCAAAAUAUCGUGGCAGAUGCGCUUUCACGCCUACCUCUUGACUGUGAUUCGCUGCAGACGAUGCAGGAAGAAAUUGUGUCCGUUGUAUCAGAGUGCCUAACAAAGGAACGGCUGCAGGUGGCCACUGCUGCAGACAGCACACUGCAACAGGUUGUUGUACACGUGGUACAUGGUUGGGCGCCUAGAAAAGCUUUGCCAGCAGAAAUAAUGCCGUACUUUAACGUGCGGGAAGAGCUUUCUUUCGUUGAUGGCCUUUUGAUGCGCGGCGAGCAGGUAGUUGUUCCGAGUGAAUUAACCUCGCUCCUUGUUGGUUUUGCGCACGAAGGUCACCCAGGAAUUGUGAGGACGAAGCAGAGACUACGUGAUCUUUACUGGUGGCCGCGUUUGAAUAAACAAGUAGAAGAAGCAAUCCAUUUUUGUCAUAUCUGCCAGGCCGCGGACAAGUCCGCUAAACCGUCGUUUGCACCGCUGCAGCCGGUGACGUUUACAGCGCUACCAUGGCAGAAGUUAGCAAUGGAUAUAGUGGGACCGAUUGACUGGGCCCCUUCAAACUGUAGGUACAUGAUAUCGCUGAUCGAUUAUCAUUCCAAGUGGCCUGAGGUUGCCUUUUCAUCUACAGUGACGUCACAGAGCGUGGUCGAUUUUUUGCAGACUGUGUUCAGCCGAGAAGGCUAUCCGGAAGAAAUUGUCACAGAUAAUGGGCCUCAGUUUAGAUCGCAAAUGUUCGAAACAUUCUUGAGAGAGAGGGGUAUUGUGCAUCGUUGUUCUUCUCUGUACUAUCCACAAGGAAACGGCGCGAUUGAACGCUUUAAUCGCGUGCUGAAAGAUUUCAUGCAGGUUGCCCGACUGGAACAACGGCCCCUCCAGGCUGCUGUGGUUGACUAUCUCGGCAUAUAUAGGUCGACGCCGCAUGCGACAACGGGUGUGUCGCCAGCCAAGUUGCUUCACGGGCGCCAGCCAAGGACAAGACUCAAUACAGUGGGUUUGCCGACAAGAGAGGGCGUCCAUGCCAGUUCGCAUAAGAAUGUUCCUGCUAGGGUUAAGGCGAAGCAGACGUAUGCAAAGCAGUAUACGGACAGGAGGCGAGGUGCGAAAAGACCAGCCUUUUGUGUAGGGGACUUCGUUCGUGUACGCAAGCCAGCAGGCGGUGGGAAAGCGUCGGUAAACUACAAGGGCCCCUUCAAGAUUGUCGGCAGAAAAGGCAAAAAUAGCUUUUUGAUGAGCGACGGUCGUUGCUGGAACGCGUCUAAACUAGUUCGGGUUCCCUGCAAUCAAUCGCAGACAACAGAACAAUGGGCAUGGGAAUUGCCUCACGACUACUCGGGUACCGCUGGGGCUGAAAGCCGCGCAGACGCUGAAUAUGGUGAACUGUUGCGAUCGCCGGAAACAAGGGCUGAAGUUAAUGAAGAAGUGGUCGCUCCUUUAGAGGAUUCGGCGGAGCAACCUUUGCGUCGCAGCACUAGGGUACGCCGACCUGUCGAAAGAUUUGGGUUUUCUUUACCUGAGCAAUAAGUGUUUAGUUCGUGUUAUUUUGGUUGUUGCAAAUUACUAUGUUGUAUUUCAAGCGGGAGGUGACGUUGUAUCCUUCUUUCUUGUUUCAGUUUCAUUUCUUUCAGUGUACAUAUCGUCAUCGUCAUUCAAUAUGAUUUCCUAUAUAAGU